This is a messenger RNA of Solanum stenotomum, 1568 nucleotides long. RefSeq names its product WAT1-related protein At1g68170-like. The record is from RefSeq and is a predicted model, not a curated record. Gene Ontology annotation, cellular component: plasma membrane. The transcript is spliced from 7 exons. Bases 211 to 1389 code for a protein of 392 amino acids. NCBI's taxonomy places the organism in Eukaryota, Viridiplantae, Streptophyta, Magnoliopsida, Solanales, Solanaceae. Gene Ontology annotation, molecular function: transmembrane transporter activity.
UUUGCUAAAUCUUUUGAUUUUUCAUCUUGUAGCUUAAUCUAUCUGCAUGCAAAACAAGAACGAAAAAAGAAGAAGAGGGUUAUAAAAUUAAACCCUCCUUUUUUACGUUCUUGCAUUGUUGAUUUUGUGUGUUCCUCUUCAAGAAACCCUUUUUUUUUUUUUUGGGUAAUUUUUGGGUUGUUGAAAGAGAGAACACAGCAGAGAAGAUUAAUGGAAAAUUUAUGCAAUGUGUUGCAUGGAAUGAGGCCACUUUUGCUUAUGAUUAUGGGGCAAAUGAUACUUGCAGGAAUGAAUAUUGUGUUCAAACUUGCAACAAGCGAUGGCAUGAAUUUUAGUGUUUUGAUCUUUUAUCGCUCUCUGUUCGCCUCUGUUUUCAUGAUCCCUUUAGCAUUCUUCAUUGAAAGGGGAAAAAGACCCAAGCUAACAAAGAUGGUUUUAUUCCAAGCAUUUCUGUGUGGUAUACUUGGGGGAUCAAUAGGCCAAAACAUGUACCUGCAAAGCUUGGUCUACACAUCAGCAACUUUUGUCUCAGCCAUGUUCAAUCUUAUCCCUGCCAUGACCUUUAUCGUUGCCAUCAUAUUGAGGUUAGAGAAGCUGGGUUGGCAUUCAGCAGCAGGUAAAGCAAAGGUAUUUGGGACGAUCAUUUCUAUCAGCGGAGCGAUGCUCCUAUCACUCUACAAAGGGCCAGAGAUACAUAUGGGGAGCACAAACAUAAACUUGUUGAGUUCCCCAAAACAUAAGGGGGAAAGUAAACCUUUAAUAGGUGCUGUUCUUGCCAUAGUUGGUUGUACUUGCUAUGCACUAUUGUUGAUUGUUCAGGCAAAAGCGGCUAAACGAUAUCCAUGCCCUUACUCAUUCACCGCUCUACUGAAUGUAAUGGCAGCAGUUCAAUGUUUUGUUGUUGCAGUAGUUGUGGAAAGAGAUUGGAAUCAAUGGAAAUUGGGGUGGAACAUUAGACUUGUUGCUGCAGCAUAUACGGGGAUUUUUUGUUCUGGAGUACUGUUUACCAUCCUUGCAUGGGUUGUCCGGAUGAAAGGCCCGGUAUAUGCAUCCAUUUUUAACCCUUUGAUGCUUGUGAUGGUGGCAAUUACUGGAUACUUGUUCUUGGGAGAAAAGUUGGUCCUCGGAACCAUCCUUGGAUCAGUCGUGAUAGUGUGUGGACUAUACGUUGUCUUGUGGGGAAAAGAUAAAGAAAUCAAGAAAGUGAGCCAGUUGGUUCCGGAUGAAGAAGAGAUUGACAUAAAAUCUUCGUCGCGUAAAGGCAGUAGCCAUGGUGGUAGCAGCAAAAGGGAGGGAAAAGAAGAAGAACAACAAGAAGAACAAGAAGAGAAUAAGAGGGAUUCACAAGUUGGUUCUGAAAUAUUAGGAGGUAUAUACAUUUAUCACUAGAAGAUGAAGGACUAUAAUGUAUCAUCAAAAAGUGAUGAAACAUGAAAUACCAUUUUUUUUUCCCUUUAUGAGUUACGCAAUGUGCAACAUUACAACAACUAACUGAAGUUUUGUGUCGAUGAUUAGAUGACAAGCUAAGAACUAAUUGUACUACGAUGAAAAGGAAUAGAACAAUUUUU